AUGUCCUUCUUCGACGACGUGCUCGCGCACCUUCCGUCCGAGGCCGCGCAUGUGAAAGAGGACGAAAAGUCCAUCAUGGCUCCUUUCGCGUACACCGCGCAGCACAAGGGCAAAGACAUCCGCGGUCGCCUCAUCGCCGGCCUCAACCUCUGGCUCAACGCCCCUCCCGACGCGGUGCAGGCCGUGGCGGAGGUUGUGGCGGGGCUGCAUGCGGCAUCGUUGAUGUUGGACGACAUCGAGGACAGCUCAGAUACGCGGCGCGGGCAGCCUGCCGCCCAUAUCGUCUACGGCAUCCCGCAGACCAUGAACGCGGGCAACUAUGCGUGCGCGAAGGUCUACGCAGACGUGAAGAAGCUGUAUCCCUUCCUGACUGCGAAGAAGCCGAGCCUGGAGGAUGUCUUGACGGAGGAGCUGCUAUCGCUUUUUCGAGGGCAGGGGCUGGAUAUCCUGUGGCGGGAUACGCACCGGUGUCCGACGGAGGAGGGAUACGUGCGGAUGAUCAAUGGGAAGGCGAGCGGCCUGCUACGUCUCGCAGCGCGCCUGCUAUCGGCGUGCGGAACGACGAACACGGAUAGGGACUACGUCCCCCUGAUGAACCUCGUCGGGAUAUUUGGGCAGAUCCGGGACGACUUCAUGAACAUCUAUAGCACGGAGUACACCAACACGAAGGGCUUCGCGGACGACAUCUCGGAGGGCAAGUACUCCUUCCCGAUGAUCCACGGCAUCCAGGCGAGUAUGGGGGACACUACGCUGGAAGACAUCCUGAAGCAACGCCCGACGACACCGACCCUCAAGGUGAAGGCGAUCGACUAUUUGACGGACGUGACGAAGUCCUACGACUACACGGUUGAUGUGAUGCAGAAGCUCGAGGACCAGAUGAGGGCGGAGAUCAGGCGCUUGGGCGGGAACGACAUCCUUGAGACGCUGGUCGACUAUCUACAUGUCGACCCUAGCAAAAUUGAGAGGCCACGGGUGUAG
Schizophyllum commune H4-8 is the source of this 978-nucleotide messenger RNA. Its product is annotated as terpenoid synthase. Gene Ontology annotation, molecular function: prenyltransferase activity. The coding region runs from base 1 to 978 and encodes 325 amino acids. NCBI's taxonomy places the organism in Eukaryota, Fungi, Basidiomycota, Agaricomycetes, Agaricales, Schizophyllaceae. Gene Ontology annotation, biological process: isoprenoid biosynthetic process. The transcript is spliced from 9 exons. The record is from RefSeq and is a predicted model, not a curated record.